Momordica charantia (bitter melon) is the source of this 3259-nucleotide messenger RNA. RefSeq names its product WAT1-related protein At5g64700. Gene Ontology annotation, cellular component: membrane. NCBI's taxonomy places the organism in Eukaryota, Viridiplantae, Streptophyta, Magnoliopsida, Cucurbitales, Cucurbitaceae. The record is from RefSeq and is a predicted model, not a curated record. Gene Ontology annotation, molecular function: transmembrane transporter activity.
CCUUUAAUCUUUUGUAUGCAUACAUAAUAUAUACUUUUUCAUAUUGUAUAUAUAUAAUAAUUAUCUUUUGGUUGUGUUGAACAUCAGGUUGGUUUUGAACCUAUUUUGUAUCUGCACCUUUCCCACUCAUGGAGCUCCACUCACUCAAAGUGAUCCAUCUCUUUUCUCACCUAAUUUUUUGCUUUUUAAUUUUGUUUAAUCUCAAUUUGUUUUUUUUUAAUUAAUUUAAAUAUUUUUUCCUAGUCUCUAAAGUUUACACAAAAUUAUUUAUCGGAAACUUGAUAUAGAUGCCUCUUUUAUUUAUGAAAUGAGAUGAGCAGAUAUCUUCUGUAUGGACAUAUAUAUAUAAUAUAUGUGUAUAUAUAUAUAUACAGAUAUAUAAUUGGAAAUGAGGACCCUCAUUAAAAAUAGUACAUGAGAAACAUACAUAAAAGGUAACAGACUUAAAUAAAAGCGUUCCAAUUUAAGGAAAUGGUGCUAAUAUCCUGAUUACAAAAAAAAAGGGAGCUUUGGAGGACCAUUGCGAAGCCAAAAUCUGCAUGUCUUCCCAAAGCCUGGAAGCUGAUCAUUUUGAGGUAUCUGUAAAAAUGCAGAAAUCUGUAUAGACAAUUAUUGUUUGAAGUUUUUUUCCCUAGGUGUCAAAGUUUGAGAGUUGUUUACAUUUUUCUUUGUUAAGCGAGUAAUGAAAAAUUAAGAGUAAGAACAAAAAGUGAAUUUUUAAGUAGUAAUGGAAUAAAAUUUACCAUAUUUGAGAGUUAAUUUAGAAGCCAGAAUAAAAUAAGUAUGGAAGUUGGGGGAGAAAGAUUAGGAUGUUUUAAACUUUUUUUUUUCUUUUCCUUUUUAAAUGAUGUACUAUUUUAUUUAUUUUGGACUUAUGUAUUCUCGAUGUAUACUAAUACAUUGAGAAUAUUACUGUGGAAUGCUUGAAUCUUUCUCCUUCAAAUGGCAAGAAUAACGUUUUGACGGGGCAACCCAUUUGUAUCAGUCUAAUAGCAACUGUGGCUAAAGAGAAAUAACCGAUUAUUCAUGGAAGUUCACAGAUCUAUUUUGUAGCUUUGAGAUAACAUUAAAAUAGAGGUUCUUCCUGGUCAACCAAAUCUCCCCUAACUUGGAGUGUCUUUCUCCGGCCUAUCUUCUUCCAGGUAUGUUUCUCACCUUCUUUAUAAUUAGAGGGUUUGGUAUAAUUUAUGUUGGAGAGGUAAAAAAGCACUGCCACGUAGAGGACAUUGAAUGGACAACAACCAGACGGUUCGAGAGACCGAAUUGGUAGAGUAAAAUAGCCAAUUGGGUGCGCACUUUCAUAGACUUGAUCUGCUCUAGGAACGACCACCUUUACUUAACCAAAUCAAUGUGUGCUAGAGCCUUAACUCCGCCCGAUCAAGCACGACCAUCUCCAACAGAAAUAGCAACGAUCUGACAUGCUCAACCGCUGGUCGGAUAUGCUGACACCCAAACCUAUAAAUUAUGGGCCCCACUCUAUAACCUGGUAUCUGAUUCUAUCUUGGUUUUAACACUUUGGUCGAGCUUCUUAUCGACUUGAGCGUCGGAGUGUUUGCCUCCUUGUACAGACCAUUCUAGUUAAAAAUCUUCCAGCUCGCUCUGGUACUUUAGCUCGCUCAUUUGGUCUAUCUCAAUCUGGUCGGUUAGGACCGUACUUUGUUGCACAAACAACUUACAUUAUUGCAGUUAGAAAUGCUAGAAUUUCAACUUUGUAUCUUUGUGUGGACAAAAAGAAUAUUUAAUGUUAAAAGUAGGUUUAAGUUGGAGAUGCACUUUGGCUGAGCCAUUCAGAUUACAUUUAAAUGCGUUACUAAAAUAUGCAAUUUAAUGGACAGUCACUCAAAGCGGAAAUUAAUUACUUGAAAUGAAAAGAAGAUUCUUGUAUUGUAUUUCACCUAUAUAUUUUAUUGAAUGGUGAGCUUUGGUUCUGUUUGAUUUUACUUAAACAACACACACAGCAGAAGGAAGAGAAGAGAAUUGGGAUUCAUGAGAAUGGAGUCAAAAACCAAGCCUUAUUUUGCUGCCAUUAUCUUCCAAAUCACUUUUGCUGGGAUGAGUAUUUUGUCAAAAGCUGCGUUUGCUUCUGGUAUGAACACUUAUAUUUUCAUUUUCUACAGGCAAGCUCUUGGAACUCUCCUCCAACUGCCUCUUACCAUCAUUUUCAAAAGAAAAGAAGUAAGUUGUUUAUCAGUCGGUGAAGUGUGCAAGAUCUUCAUGCUGGCGUUUCUGGGGAGGACGUUGACUUUGAAUGCUAAUGGAAUAGGCGUUAAUUACACAUCUGCAACUUUGGGCUCAGCAGCAUUUAACAUUGUUCCAGUCACCACAUUCUUCUUUGCUUUCAUUUUUAGGAUGGAGAAAGUAAACAUGAGGAAGGCGAGUGGGAUGGCAAAGGUUGGAGGCAUACUGCUGUGCAUUGCAGGAGUUGCAGUACUUGCAUUUUACAAAGGCCCUUAUAUGAAGCCAUUCUUCAAUUAUCACCUUUUUCAAACCCACCAAAAAUCUCAUCUUUCUAAUUCCAACAAAACAUGGAUUAUUGGCUGUUUUAUGCUCCUCAUAGCCUCCAUUUUAAUUGGUUUCUGGUUUGUCCUUCAGGCUUUGGUAAUGGAGACUUGCCCGUCUCCACUUGUGUUAACGUGUGGACAAACCUUGUCAAGUGCGAUUCAGUCAUUUGUUGUGGCCAUUGCAGUGGAAAGAAACCCUUCUCAGUGGAAGCUGGGUUGGGACAUUCGCCUCAUUGCUGUUCUUUAUUGUGGAAUUGUUGUGAUCUGCAUUGGAAACUAUCUAUCAUGUUGGGUCAUCAAGGAGAAGGGUCCAGUUUUCCAAGCUGUUACCACACCUUUGAAUCUUGUUAUGACACUAGUCGGCUCCCAGUUUCUUUUAAGCGAUGGAGUUAGCCUCGGCAGUAUAAUAGGUGCGGUGUUACUGGUUUUGAGCCUUUAUAGUGUUUUGUGGGGGAAAAGCAAGGAAAAAAGUUGUGACAAUACAGAAAGUAAGAAUCAGGAAUCAGUUUCAAAUCCACCAGAAAAGGAAAUUGCAAUUCACAUCUGAAACAAACUUUAAAGUGAUCUCUUUUCUCAUUUAAAUUUUGUUGCCUUUUGUGUAACCUCAGAGUUGUAUUAAGCAUUUAUAAAUGUAAAAUGAACUAUUGAUCACCCUGUGUAGUGUAGGGAACACUAAACUCUCAUGGACUUGUAUGUGUGAUCAAGUGAAAGAUGAAAAAGAUUGUGAAGUUGAUGGGUUCUAGUUUUAGAGGUUUAAA